Ochlerotatus camptorhynchus is the source of this 710-nucleotide messenger RNA. Its product is annotated as astacin-like metalloendopeptidase. Gene Ontology annotation, biological process: proteolysis. Gene Ontology annotation, molecular function: zinc ion binding; metalloendopeptidase activity. The coding region runs from base 45 to 680 and encodes 211 amino acids. The record is from RefSeq and is a predicted model, not a curated record. The transcript has 3 exons. Lineage: Eukaryota; Metazoa; Arthropoda; Insecta; Diptera; Culicidae.
ACGAGGUCGAAACAAAUAUUGGUAACUAUGAAGGCGAUAUCUUGAUGACGGAGCGUCAGAAGGAAACGGUCAUCUCGGGACGGGAUCCGAUUGUGACCGAGGUGGACAAAUGGGUCAACAACCUGGUGCCGUACGUGAUCGAUUUCGAAUUUUUGACAUUGGUACACGCUAAACUGAUCCAGGAAGCGAUGGCCAAGAUCGAGGAUGUAAGCACAAUUCGAUUCGUUCCAAGAAAACAGGAACAAGAUUACCUGGUAGUUUCGGGAGAGUCAUCUGGAUGCUGGUCGACGUUGGGUCGCAACAAAGGGUUAAAUCGAAUGAACAUCUGCCCGGAAGGAUGCAUGAUCGAGGGUGCCAUCAUCCAUCAGUUGAUGCAUGUUCUUGGUGUUGGACACAUGACCAACCAACAGGAUCGCGAUUACUACAUCGAUAUCAAUUGGUAUCACGUGCGACCGGAAAGUGUGCAAAGUCUACUAAUAUACGAGGGAAGAGUUAUGCCAAACUAUGGCAUCCCGUUUGAUAUUGAUAGUAUUAUGAACUUCGGACCAACACACUUUAGCCGGGAUGGAAUGGAAACGAUCGUCCCAAAGAACGGAAACCAAACCAUUGGUCAACGUAAGGAACUGAGCGGAAAAGACAUCCGCAGAUUGAAUAUGAUGUAUCCUUGCGGAUACUGUUGAACCUGGCAUCGAUUUAACUGGCACCGUUAU